This is a messenger RNA of Vitrella brassicaformis, 1285 nucleotides long. The record is from the annotation of a GenBank genome assembly. NCBI's taxonomy places the organism in Eukaryota, Vitrellaceae.
AAGUCAAUCAACAGUCAGUCACUGAAGCCGCGCACACGUGGCUCCACGGACUCGCUCGCCGACCUAUGGGCUGCUGCGUGUACACGUACGUACGUAUGCAAGUAUACAUGCGUGUGUCUAUGCAGCAGGCUUACUUAGUGUCUACGCAUUUGUCAACAACGUGGCCUAUCUCUCUCUUUCUCUCUUCGCUCCACACGUUCACAGAGACAUGUAUUGCUCAAAUCCUGCUGCACUCCAGACCACACAGUCUCGGCCACACUGUCUCUCAGUUCAGGUGUGGGCGAUGGUCUCGAGCAGUAUCUCAUAAUGCGACGACAGGGGCGUCCCGUCAUGCACAUGACGCACAGCACGACACAACACCGGCAAAUCCGCUUCCCUGCAACCAGACACCACCAACACAAAGACCGAAUGAGCACUCUUCUCACAGCCACCACAGAUCUGACGUGGCUGCUGACCUGCUGACAAACUUGGCAACAUAGAGCAAGAGGUUGCGCACUCAGUGGCCGCCGCUUGACGCCCCGACCCAGCACAUGACGACGCAUCACGGCCGCCAGCGACUCCUCUCCAUUCAGCUGCGGCACGAAAGGUGACGGAAAACUGUUCUGCAGCCAGCCCUCGUGAGACUGGAUGGCCACAGGGAUGAGGUAGAAGAGAACGUCCAGAUCGGUCGUCUCGCGGCCCUCGACAGACACAGGCUCGGUGGUGGCGAUGAGGGACGCGUUGCUGGCUGGGGCAGGCAGCACAAACAGACUAUCGGACGUCGACUGAAUCAAGAUAUGCAGACGUGCAGCAGAAGUGGAUGUCCGCACGAGUAACUUGCUUCACGUGUUGUGCUAUGGCGUACCUGUACGGCUUGCUUGCUCAUGUGGAAGGCCUCGAGGGCGAUGUCAUUGCCUUUACUGACGGUGGCCACGCGGACACGAACACCUCCCCCUCCUCCCUGCCGUGUCGCUGUAUGCACCGCCGCUGCAGCAGCGAGGCGGUGAUGAUCUUCUCACUGCUGCCCACGGGUGUCUGCUCGUCGCGGCUCGUGAAGAUCCAGCCCACCAGCCGAAGAACGAGCAGCUCGGCGACUCUGAAAAGAAAGAGAGAUAUUAAAGUGAGAAGAGAGCCACGUACGUCGCGUGGUUCUUGUUGUCUGCUGACCUGUCAGCACUGUCAAGUUCCCUGUUUGAGGACAAGAGCUACAUCCACGCACAAACACGCACAUAGAUCCUGCCGUUCAACUGUCUCGGCACACACCGACCUGGUCGAGGUCGCAUUCCUCCCCCUCUCUCCAUGCCAU